Messenger RNA from Striga asiatica, 2299 nucleotides. NCBI's taxonomy places the organism in Eukaryota, Viridiplantae, Streptophyta, Magnoliopsida, Lamiales, Orobanchaceae. The record is from the annotation of a GenBank genome assembly.
UCUUCAUAUACUCAUCCUCUUUCCAUUUAUUCAUCUUCUCAGAAAGAAGUUCUGAAGUCCAGAAAUAAGGAACUAGUCCAACUGUUUGAAUAUGCCGUUGGUAUCCAUCAUGCUGGGAUGUUACGGGAUGACAGAGGCCUGACUGAACGACUUUUCUCUGAGGGACUUUUAAGGGUACUCGUUUGCACAGCGACUCUAGCAUGGGGAGUAAAUCUUCCUGCUCACACUGUGGUGAUUAAGAUAUUCGGUCGUGCUGGAAGACCCCAGUUUGAUAAAAGUGGUGAAGGCAUCAUAAUAACCUCUCACGACAAAUUAGCAUAUUAUUUGCGUCUUUUAACCAGUCAACUUCCAAUUGAGAGUCAGUUUAUAAACUCCUUGAAAGAUAAUCAAAAUGCUGAGGUAGCACUGGGGACUGUGACAAAUGUUAAGGAAGCUUGUGCUUGGCUGGGAUACACAUAUCUUUUCAGAAGGAUGAAAAUGAAUCCACUGGCAUAUGGUAUUGGAUGGGAUGAGGUCAUUGCGGAUCCUUCAUUGAGUCUGAAACAAAGAGCUCUGGUUUCAGAUGCCGCACGUGCUCUGGACAAGGCAAAGAUGAUGCACUUCGAUGAGGAAAUUGGAAACUUUUAUUGCACUGAGCUUGGUCGUAUUGGUAGCCACUUUUACAUUCAGUACUCCAGUGUUGAAACCUAUAAUGAGCUUUUGAGAUGCCACAUGAGUGAUACGGAGGUGAUUGACAUGGUUGCACAUUCUUCGGAAUUCGAAAAUAUUGUCCUCAUAGACGAAGAACAAAAUGAGCUAGAAAUGUUGGCUUGCAAAUGUCCUCUGGAAAUCAAGAGUGGUCCGUCAAAUAAACAUGGAAAAGUGUCGAUACUUAUCCAGAUACUGAGGAAGCUUGAAGAAAGAGGGGUGGACUUAGAUCGUCUAUAUGAGAUGGAGGAAAAAGAAAUUGGAUCAUUAAUUUGCUAUGCACCUGGAGGAAAGGUGGUCAAGCAAUACAUUGGAUAUUUUCCAAUGGUACAGUUAGCUACAGUAAGCCCAAUCACUAGAACUGUUUUAAAGGUACCGGCAAUGUGCCAAAGUCCACCCGGAGAUUAUGGAACUCAGGUGAAUUUGAUUCAUGGGGUUGCAGAAAAAGUGUUCUCCGAGAUGGGCUCCUCUGUGAGCUACAAAGUGGGCACAAUGAUCGAGAUCCCUAGAGCCGCUCUUGUGGCAGACGAGGUUCGCGAAUUUUGUUGUUCUGAGCUAAAACCACAUUAUGUUUUCUGAAUUUGAGUACUAAUAGUAUUUACAUUAUAUUCUAGCUGACCAGAGGUUACAAAGUAAAAAGUAAAAACAUGCAGAGUUUACAUUGUUAACUGCAAAAUUACUACAAGAGUAUAGCAAUUUUUAUAGUGCAAUGUGGCAACAGUUUUACCAAAUUCUUUGCAAUGUUCGUUCUAUAAGUUCCAAUUCUGUAAUUUUGGUUUCAAUAUUUCCUCAAUUACGGUGUAUCAAACCAAAAGUAAACUAGGCUCUAAAUUUCCUAAUCCUUUUAUGCUCUUCAACAACAGGCUAUUAGCAAUUGAAAAAUUCUUUAAAAUGCCUAAGUUCAACUUUUGUUCCCGAUACUCGUCUUUAGGGUCAAAUUUUAGGUUGAGAAGUAUACAUCGACUUGCUUUUUUCCAGUAACUUACAAGAUUAACUUGAUUUUCGGUGAGCGUUGUUCCGAACUCAAAGUUGUCGGCAAUCACAUCUUCUAAGGCAAUAAACCGUGCAGCUUCAAAAAAAUGGUAAAACACGGAUAGUAAAGCUUUCCUAAAGGCAUUGUCGUCGUAAAACCUAUUGUCUUUUUUUUUUUGCUUUGGCUUCGGCAUGGACAACAAUUGCAACGCACUUCUCAGAGCUUCUCGGCCUACUGGUAGGUCAUUUCUUAAAUCAUCACUAAUGCUUGGAUAGCUCCCAUCGUAUGGAAGCGGUUGAGCCUUUGGUAAUAACUUUUGAUCACCACGGAAACAGAUCUGCGAGGGCUCUUCUCUCGAAGGAUCUAUUUCCCUCUCGAGCUCAAUUAGGUCUAGAUUAUCGGAACGUGUAUUCAAGACUAUCUCUUUCUCUCGAUCGAAGUUAAGAAUCUUUAAUUUCAUCAAAAGUUUAAGUUGGUCGGCAUUAGUCACUGCCUCGGGACGCAUAAGAGGAAUACCUGAAACUGUCACAUAAUGAAGCCUUCCAGAUGCAUGUUGACGUACUUUCGAAGGGCUCUUAUAGCCUUCCUAUACUCGAUCUUCGACUCUGGAAAUGCGAGCAAGUGAUCCUCCAUUUUUGA